UUAAUUAUCAAACACAGAUAGGUAAACUUAUACUUAUAGGCCAUACAACCAGACUAGCUGCAGUUGAAGGAAGAGUGAAACAGAUAGAUAAUCAUGGAGUGGAAUGGUAACCAAAGAAGCUUUGUUCCUCAACCAGAGUCUUCCUUAAGCUUCCUCUACAACUACAAUCAAACCCCGUAUCAAGGAAUGGUGGAAGUGAAACAACAAGAGUGGACAGAGACAAUGUUCCCAGAAAUGGAAAAAAUGAUGAAGUAUGGGAACCAGGAAAAGAAAAAGAGAUUAACUAAUGAACAGAUGGAAUCACUGGAGAGUAGUUUCCAGGAGGAGAUAAAGUUAGAUCCUCAAAGGAAGAUGAAGCUUUCCAAAGAGUUAGGGCUACAGCCUCGACAAAUCGCUGUUUGGUUUCAGAACAGGCGUGCAAGGUGGAAGACCAAGCAACUUGAACACCUUUAUGAUUCACUUAAACACCAAUUUAAUGUUGUGUCCAAAGAAAAACAGCAGCUUCAGGAUGAGGUAAUGAAGUUGAAGGCUAUGUUGAAAGAGCAAGGUUGUUCUUCUAGUAGAAUGCAAUGUUACUAUUCAGAAAUGUCAGGGGAAGAAACAGAAACAGUGGAAAGCACAUCAGAGGCUGCUCUGCUUUGCUCCAACAGGGAGGUUAAGGGAAAAGAUCAUAAUCAGUUCAACAUUGCAGAGGGAAACUGUUUUAAUUUGGAGGAUUAUAACUUUAACAACAGUGUUCCACUUUUACCCUACUGGCCUAAUGUUCCUCAUCAUAACUAUCAACCAUAAUUAGAGUAAUUAAUCUGUUUGAACAAUAACUUUAUGUGAGUUUUUGUGAGAUUAAUUAAUUUGAUUGGUUGUGUAGAUUAGAAUUAGAAUCAAUAGUAGUAAUGGAAUAGUGUUUAGGAACUGACCUCAGGAGUACAAUAAUUACUAUUACUAGUAAAUAAAUUGUCUGUCAGGGCAGACAUAACAUUUAUUAGUCGCUUCCAUAAUGCAUCAAAUUUUUAACUGUUGAGUACUAUUAUAACUAAAAUAUUCA
Molecule: messenger RNA, 1042 nt
Organism: Trifolium pratense (red clover)
Lineage: Eukaryota; Viridiplantae; Streptophyta; Magnoliopsida; Fabales; Fabaceae
Product: putative homeobox-leucine zipper protein ATHB-51
Exons: 3
Coding region: 94-789 (231 amino acids)
Biological process (GO): positive regulation of DNA-templated transcription
Cellular component (GO): nucleus
Molecular function (GO): DNA-binding transcription factor activity, RNA polymerase II-specific; sequence-specific DNA binding
Source: RefSeq, a predicted model, not a curated record